AUGACGACGUUACCACCAAACCGGACGCCUAAUGGGACGAGUAAUCGAGAAUACUCAGAAGCUAGAACUGUUAUAUUACUCGUCAAGAAACCCAAUUUUACGCAAAUCGAUCACCAUAAAUGGCUUCUUAAAAGACUCUUUAAACCUCUUCGUUACGAAAAAGACGAGAAUAUUCAAGUUUUGUACGUAUCAAAUACAAAACUCAGCACUCUAAUUAGAUCUCAAAAUGAAAGGAAAGCAAAUGAUGUGUACACGCCGCAGACUUUACCUGAUCUUCAAGAGGAAGAUGACAUUUCUUAUAAACUAAUGCCGAAUACUCGUGUUAUCACGUUAUGUACAAAAUAUCGUAUGAUAUUUCUUUUGGAUGUUACAACUUCAUUGGCAACUAUUUAUUAUAACAACACGAAGGGCGUGCUUAUAUCCGAAGCAAUAAAAGUCUUAUAUCGGUGUAUUGAGGGUCUUGUACAGCCUUUUACUAUUCAAGACUUGGAUAGAGAUAAAGCAUUGCAUUUUGAACCCGAAAUAUCAAUUACCGUUAUAGCCGAAAGUUCUCAUUUCGCAUCAAACGCAAAUUUACUGCCUAUGAUUAGGGACUUUCCGACUAUGAGAGUUCUUUUAAAUGGUGUUAUCGUGACAAAAAACAAUGUGACUGAUAUAAUCAAUAAUCUGCACACAGAGCUCACUAAUUUUCGACAAGAGGUGGCGGAGUUGCGGCAAAGGCUUUGCAGGGCUAAAUUUCCAGUAGCAUAUGAGAUGGACGUGAUUGGAUCAAAGACUGAAGAUGAUGUUGAUGCUGAUAAUUUUAUGGAUAAUAAAAAAAACUUAUGGAGAUUGGGAUCGAGUGGCGCAAAUCUUGCUUAUAGUCUCAAUGCUGGUUUAUUUGCUAAGAACUUACUACCUGAUGAAGGAUUUCCUUCUUUAACUAUUAUUACAGAUGGUGUUGUUAAAUCAACUCUCGAUCAUAUGUCUGCGGACGAUGACAUCAUACAACAACUUUGCAAAGAGGGCAUAAGAUGCAAUAUCAUUCAGGUUGGAUCGCAUCAGGGAUUUGAUCCAUGUUGCAACUUUGGAUUACUUCCUGACAUUGAAGUUCUUCAAUUUGUUGCAACAGCAACAUCCGGCGUUCUCCUAUAUUCUGAAAAAUGUCCAGACAUUUCUGAUAUUAAUUCAUCUAAUUCAUCCCCUUCGCAAAGUGAGCAUCGCUCAUUCAACUUUUAUCAUGAACAAAUGCUUAUUAGGGAGACGCACUUUGUCAAAAAAAGAAAUCAAGUGAGAUAUUUGAAUAGUGCUAGUGAUUGUAAUUCGUAUAAUUUCCCUUGGGAUCCAAGAAGCCAACCUCCUGAGGUUGAGGCUAUGCCUGCACGAUUUCUAGAAUAUUCUAUAUUUGUUGAUGUCCAACAGCUCAUAUCUAUACGAAUGCGUCAUGGAUUCAACGUUGAUAAUAUAAUUUUGAGUCCAGGAAAAGGUAAUAAUAAGGCAGAGGUGAUUACUAUAGCAAUGUCGAGACUUUGGUUACCAGAUGUUACUAUUCAGUAUAAAAUUAAAGGACAAUGGACUGGUGAACUGAAUGGAUUAUCUCGGCUUAAAGCUCCUAGGAUUGAGAUCCAUGUUCUUGCAGAUACUGAGUUAGAUAUCUAUCUGGUUAAUUUUCAAACUGCUCGACAAAAUAAUGAUCCGAAUCACCCGCUUUUUUGGAAGUUCACGAGAUUAUAUAAUUUUUUGACAACUAUCUUAGAAACUGAUGAGCUUCUCAAGAAGCUUAAAACUCCUAAAGACAAUAACAGGUUACAAUUACAACGUUCAAUUGCACCAAUGAAUAGGUUGGAGGUUUUAAAGCAAUUAUGGAAUACUGAGCAGAGUUCUCGUAAUAUUAGUUUUUGGCAUGAUGACGCAAAAAUUGAUUUUUUAAUAGCAACGGAGACAUUGCAAUCAAACAUGAAUUUGGAUAUGUCUUCUGAAGCUAAACAUAUUUCGGCAAUAAUUGAAGAACGAUUAGUAAUAAUCAAAAAGUAUUUAUCAAAAUGGUCUACAUUUACUGCAUCAGAAAAUGUAUUUGUGAAAUUUUUUAACCAAUUGGAUACUGAAAAAAUAUCACCAAUCAAUUUUUGCGAGCUAAGGAUUAAGCAAGAAGUUGGCUAUCUUGUCACAAUAAAAUUUUCUUUUUUCAAUGUUGACAAUUUACGCCGUCAAAAAGAGAUAAUUUAUAUAACCAAUUUAAUUAAUGAUCUCGACGGAAAGAACGAUAAAAACAAAAAUUAUUAUAUUUGUCGGAGACCUUUAUCUUCAUUCUUUGUGCAUAAUGUUGACUAUGAGCUUAAUGAAAAGGACAUCCCAUUAGAUCGUCAGUUUACAGGCAGAAAUUGCGUAAUCAGGUCUUAUUUAAGGCAUUCUCGAUGGUCUUGGUUAUCAGACCUUGAAAAAGAUAUUUCUCUAAUAAAUAAAGGGAUUAUAACUAUACAAAAAUUAGCUUUUCAGUAUCUCUGUCAAGCACGGUCGGAUGAAAAUUUUUUAUUGGUUUUCGAACAUAAAAAUAAAAAAAUUUUCUAUCAUGAAUUAGAAUUCUCAAAGGAUGACUCAGAUACUUCAUCUGUAGAUCAAAAAAUUGUAUGUGGUGUACAACAUCAUAUUUUUAUUUCUGAUACUGAAAUAAUAACAGAACUUUGGGUGGAACCUUUACAACAUUCCCAAAUGAAAGUUCUUUAUGAAUCAUUUGUCAAUAAAAUAUUUGCUGCGGACAGAUUGAAAUUAUCACAAUUAGUAACAUUUGAUCAAAUUAGUUAUAUCGCAAGGUCUCGUGCAAAACAUCCUCAGACUUUGGCCUUGUCUACACCAAAAACGUUUAAUCUGUCAAAAUUAUUUCAAUUAGCUGUAUUGCUCCGCUCCAGUGGGUUAAUCAUUGCAAAUUACAAUCUUCCUUUAUUUUUGUAUGGACAAUCCAAUUAUAAUAUGUCACAACGUUCUGUUAUUAAUGCGCAACAGACUGAAAAAUCAAUUUCUUCUGGAAAUAAUGAUUCGAAUUACAAUGAUCCUAGAGUUAAAUCAGAGAGUAGUCCUUAUCUAAGACAUGGCAGCAUUAGUCAUAGGAGUUCACCUUUUGAAACGACUACGCAGAGAAAACUUUCUAUUUCCGUUCUUAAUGAUUUCAAUAAAGAUAUGGUCCAUUUCGUUGAUCGAGAUUUAAUUGCAAAAAUAGAGCCAUCUGAUAGGGAUUUUGCUUUACUGCAAUUGUUUAUUGAGAAAAACUUGAGCAAGUAUGCUGAUGGUGAAGUUGACAUGACUAUUGAUAAUUGUAAAGAUUCAGUUAUUUUGAAAAACAUAAACAACGGACUGUCAAUGAAAUUACUGAAAGACACUAUGACGACUAUCGCGUAUGCGUUAAAUCUUCACGAGACUCGAUGCUUUAUUAAAAUCGUGAACUCUGGUUCAUUCCUACUUAUUUUCAUACCUUCUUUUAAAGUAUUAUUGAAUGCGAUGGUACAACAGAAUGGUAUAUGUCCAGAAAAUAAGAUUACAUAUUUUGGGAUACUAAUGUUUUUGUGCAAACGACCAGAACCAUCGCUUGGUAACUAUCCCCGUGAAUCUUCCUAUAUAAACCGCGAUCAACCACUUGCUUUCGAGCCCAUAAGCAUUAUUCAUAGUAGUUCAAUUCUGGCGAAUAGUCCAUUGGAUCCAACGUUACUUGGUUGCUCUUUUCCUGAAUAUCCCAUGAAUUUUACUAGUUCUGAUAUUUCCAAUCUGGUAGCAAAAGAAAUUCACAAUGUUACAAAAAUAUAUGCACGUGGAUUUAUUAGAUCAAUAUACGCUAGUGUUUUACAGAAACAUAAAAUCGCAGAAAACGAUUUCCGCAAAGCAAUUGAUUCAUGUGCACACUUUUAUACAGAUAUUGAUAUUACUGGAUAUGUCAAUGUUCAUGUACAGGCAUCUCGUCAGGAUUCAGAUUGUGAAGAUGCAAACGACAUCUACCAAAAAUUUGUCGCCGUGCUCGGUCAUUACUUUGAACCGGUUACUUUUGCUGAUUGUGAAUCAGAAAAUAGUUUUUAUUAUUAUCGACCACCAUUCAAAAAAUCAAGUAAUUCAUCAGCUGACGCUCAUGAUUACGUCACUGACAUUCCUGGAAGCUUUUUAGAGACCUUCACCUGUGCAGAAAAUCCACUUUUCAUCCGUUUGGAGUGUAUUUUUAGGAAACCCACGAAGACCGUCCCCAAAACUGAGGAUACAAAUCUAAAUCAUAUUGGGCCUGAUGCAGGGAAAACUGAGUCUGAUAGAUUUGUCCAAUUUCCCAUCUCUAUUUUGCCAACAUCUUAUUCUUGUGUUAUUGAUGGAAUAUCAUGUGACUUUUCUCCCGAGUCUAUUGGAACAGAUGUGUCACCGGUGGAAUCUUCUGAUGGCACCACAGCAACUUUGCGUCUGAUAUGCUUGACUUUGCCUCAAUUUCACGAAGUCAACAAUUCCCGUUCGACUGAACAUAAAAAUGAUUUGGGCCAAACAAGUACAAAUUCAAACAAGUUUUUGUAUGAAUGUCUCAGUGACGAUAAAAAGGAGGCUUUAAAUGAAACUCAAAGUCGCAUCGAUUGGCUUACGAAAGAGGAAAUAAUGCAUAUGCUCUUAAAGUCACAAUCUGUCGAUCGUUCAUUAUUAUCAUUUAUUCAAACGCAACUACGAAACAAAAAUCCUUUUGUGGAUUUCCCAACAACAUUCAACAUUCCUUUAUCAUUUGUUCGUCGAAAACAUGGAAAGCUUGGUCAUGAAUUAUUUCUGGAAGCAUUAAGCAAAGCAGAUAUGAAGCCAUUUACACUAAAUAAAGUUGAAGAUUGCUUCUAUAUUAGCGAGGAUGAUGAAAUUGGAGAGUCUUUAGUGUCUACUGACAGUAGAUGCGAAGCCUCUCCUAUAUUUGGAACAGCUCUUGAUGAUGGUGAAAUAACUGAGCAAUUAGCCCCUCAAGUUCCUGUGUUUGAUGAUUACCCUGAUGAUGGAGAUGAUGGACUUGGCUCAGGUCUCGGAAUUAGCAUUGGUAUUCCUGAAGAGGAUGAUGAUACACCAGAUCUCGCUUUAAAGUCAAUUAAACGGAAUGUCAUCCACAAACAAUUAUUCUGGCUGCUUUUUAUACCUCAAGAAACUAGCAUACAAAUGUAUUUUUACUCUCAAGCAAUAUCUCCGAAAAAACGAUCCGAUAUUAUUAAGCAUGCACGAAACUGUGUUAUACAAGUGUCCGAACGUGUUAAUAGAAUAAUUUUAUUGACUGACCUUAAUCAUACCCAUAAUUGCAGUAAAUAUUUGGUACCACCUAAUCUUGAUGACUCUUCGGAUUCUGAAUCUUCAUCUGAAGAUAAUGAUUUAUCCACUGGAGAUAAUUAUUUGGUCGAUGUACUUUCGAAAACACAAGACGACGAUGGCCAACUUAACGUUUCUAAAAAGUUCAAAGUGGGACAAUUCGAAUGUCCUUUGGUGUUUAAACAAAAAUUUCCGCUUCAUUGGCGAUUAAAACCGAAUAAUGCUAUAAGGGGAAUUGAGUCUAGUGUUCUCAAUUCAUUCGCUGUCAAUAACAGAAAGCAUAUGUUUGUCUAUGCUAAAGAAAAUUCUAUUGUAUAUAUCAAGAUUUCAGAAGUGGACACUUCAUCAACUUCGUCAGAUUAUGAGAAAAUUGACGAUGCUUUUCGAUCUGCGAGCUCCUCCCAAAUUAUCCAUCCUACUAGCACUACUCAAUCUGAAACGUCGUCAAUCAACGCUGCAGAGGAAUCUCGAAGAUCUCCAUCUAGCAAGAGUGGUGGUAGUCCCAAAACCUCUACUAAUGCUUCACCUGGUCGAAAACCUGCAUCCCAACAGCGUGUUUCAGAAUCGAGGGAGUUAGUAGUUGAAGUCUUUGGAAUAGAUCCACCUGGCAAAGAGAUCACAGAAGAAUUAAUGGCUUUGCUGGAAAAUAAAUUGAUGACCAAUAUCACAUUGACUGCUAUGUCAACUUUUCUUUUUCGUAAUCCUAAGUUCAACCCUACUCGGGAGGAUGUAGAUUUCAUUUUGCCAGUUAUGAAAACACCUAAACGUCUUUGUUUAACUAUUCCAUCAUCGAUUAAAACUGUCUAUACACUUUUGGUAUAUUUCAAGCAGAAUUUAUCUCAUUAUCUUAAAGUGUUUAGUGGUGCAGAGGUUACUAGUGCAAUCGAACGUCAUCAUAAUACGACAUAUGGUAAUAGAAUUUCUAACAUAGAUGAUGGGAGGAAAUCACCGAUUUCAUCUUAUGAUAUUCAACUUUAUGAAUUUUCAUUUUACUAUAAUAACAACACUCAACCUCGUUCCUCCAAUUCUGCUUUCGAAUUAUCGGUUGGUGAAGGAAUUGCAGGACUUUGUAUAACUUUAAUAGAUCACAAUGGUCCUGUGUUUGAAUUGCCUAUAUCAGAUAGAUCUGUUAUGGAUGAUACAGAUAUGGCAGCUAUAUUGGACUAUAUUACAGAAGAAGAAGUUUUUAUCGUCUCAAAUUCUGAAAGAGAUGAAAGUAUUGACUAUGAUUACAAGUUGCAUAUCGACCUAUGGAGCCAGGGUCAACUUAAUUAUGAAAUUCUAUUUGAACGAAUUAAAAAAAGCUUUAGACAGUGCCUUUGUGACUAUUUCAUAGAAAUUUCAAUUACUCAGGGACUAGGCCGCAUUUUAGACCAAACUGAAUCCAAUCUUCCGCAAACUCCCGAGCAUUAUUGUACUUCGGAUCGUGAAUGUUCACCGGCAUAUAUUGAUCAACAUGUCCAAAAAGUAUUUAUAGAGCCUUGUAUGGCGCUUCUAAAAAAAUCUGUUAAUUUAGCUAAUCCGGCAUUACAUUCAUUACAAGUACGACUUGAUAUGCCAUCAUGGAUGAUAGAUGAUUUCUUAGCAGAAGUUCACGAACUUUUAUCGGAUAUCCAUAUGAUAUUUACUCCUGUCAUUUUACGAACCACCCCAUCCUCUAUCAAUAAUAGUGAUACUAUUUAUGAAGUAUAUCGACCAAAACAUUCAGUAUCUGCAACAGAACAAGCCAUGACAGCUAGGCUUCAAUAUUUAUUAAUCGCUGGUCUUAAAGAGUUAAAUAAAAAAUAUGGUGCGUACAAAUUAUUUUCUCAGGAAGAUCGCCGAAGCAGUUUAGGAAGUGAUGGUGCACAUUCACGUAGAAGUUCUGUUGAAGAUCUCUCGGGUGAUAAAACUAAUAUUCCUCACUCACGAAAAGGUUCUUUUAUGACAGCUCAAGCGCAACACCGUCAUCUCCUCGAAGAUAUAAUGAUGUAUACCAUACCGCAUUAUGAAGGCCAAUCAAACCCACAAGCUCUCGCUUUAUAUCGUUCUUGUUUCUUAGCCAUGUCAAUGGACGGUUUCGAUUUGACUAUCUAUGUCUAUAAUUGGCAAAAACAAUAUACCGACAAGGUAUUUUCCGCGAUGAGAAAGAUUUCUGACUGGCAUAAUCAACGUAUUGAACUUUUAAAUAGUAUACUUUAUCAGAAAAUGGGCUUAUUUUGCCAUACCGGUAUAUCAUUCAAGUCUCAAACUCCUUUUCAGAGCAUGCCAAAUACACCACGGUCUUUGCAGUCUCCCAUUAUCUCCAGUCAACGAGUUUCGCAAAUUGAUCCUUUACAUAGUCAACGAACGGGCUUAAUGCCUAUUGGACAAAAUACUACUGAUCUACCACUUAUUAUUUCUCUUAUAAAUGAAAGAUUUCCUCAUCUUCAAAAGACUGAAGGCCGCGCUGAAGACAUAAAAAAGAAUUCAGAUUUAAAAUAUGAUGCAAACAAUUUAAAUAUUACAGAAUUCAAUGCCUGUGGGAUUUCAUUGAAUGCGCUUGAUCUGAACAAAGUUCUCAAAGAUGCACGCAUUGAUUUAUUUACUGAAAAGGGUCACACGUGGGAGAGCCGCGAUGCUCUAAAACGACAUGGUCCUCCUUUUAUUGAUGCAUGGAUCUGUCAGGCGAAGAUCUCUCAAGUUCAUGACAAUGAAGAGGCUGUAUAUAGUAAAUGGGCAAAGAGAAUUGAAGAGCGUAAUGUUGAUAGCAAUACCAAUACACCAGAAGUGAUCAAAAAAUCCGAUUUGGCGAUUAUAUUUCGUACAUCUCGACUUUUACAUUUUUGUAGAACACCAUUGCUUUUUGGUGGUAAUGCAGAUUCAUUUACGCGUACUCAAUCAGCUGUUCGCGAUUUCCAAACGUCAAGUGACACGACAUUUUCUCGUUGGUAUCAAGAUAUGUCUGAAACAUUCUUACAAGAAUACUCUUCUUACCUUGAAGAAAUUGGUAUGCAAGUAGUGAUUGGAGGCAAGUCUGGCGUAUAUUUGGUUGACGAUGGGGUAUCAAAAUCAUCUGCUACAGAAAAUGUACUUGCCAAUUCUCCUGCUGUAUUUUUACUAAAAGUGCUUCAAGGAGGUUCUAUCAUGUGUGAAGUUCGAAUUCAAGGUGUAUUCGUAAGUGUAACCCUGUAUAUACUCAAUCAAGGGCAGCAUUUGACGUCAUUAGGAUUUUCUGACACUGGUAGCGACCGUGGAAGUUUGAGAAUAUUUACUGAGGAAUGUGGGAGAUUUAGAAAAAUGAUUCAUGUAAAUUCUUUUGUUUAUGACUUUCAUCUACGUUAUAUAAAACAUGUGUUGGAAUCCCAAUCAAAAGCCUCCCCAGGCUUUAAUGUAUUGGAUGUUAUCAGAGCAUUCAUUCGCCGUAAUUCUCAACCUGCGUAUUUUUCACGUAACCGUAUUUAUCACGACAGCUAUGAUAAAGAAUUAGGAUCGAUACCUGAUGAUUUAUUCAAAUUUAUAAUAUCGGCACCUCAACGCUACGGGUUUAGAGCAAUAAAUUUUAAUGAUGAGCCGAUAGCUUGUUUUGCGACUUCUAUAUGCGGGGAUCAAUGUUCCAUAGAAUCUUGUGAUCUCUGUUCAAUUUUAAAAAAUGAAGCACUGCAAAUCACAUUGGUUUUCACUUUCUCGAACCAGACAUCUACUGCAGGAACUACAUCUUUAGAAUAUUUUGUAAUCGUGUUGAACGACAAUUACACGUCCCCUGAUUCUACUUCAAGCGUUAGGGAUUCCUAUCACCGUUAUAAAUAUCAAACAUCAGAUCUUUAUUCCGACCAAGAUCUCCAAGAAAGGAAGUACAUCCUAAUCAACCGUACUCGUGAAAGGCUUAAGUUGGUUAUAAGUCAGGCGAUACAAUUUAAGCGACGAGAAGAUUUAUGGAAAAAAUUAAGCAGUAUGAAGCCAAGUGACAGAAACAAUGCUAAUAAUAGCACCAAUUAUUCUGCGUCGCUUUCUAUUGUAGAUUUCCUUGAUUUAACAAAACAAUGGUACAGUCGAGAACUUGUUACCUUAAGUCCAGACUUUAAAGACAUUUUGGAUUUGAAAUUAAAUUGGGGAGAAGUAUUAAAUUUUUUACAAUCAUAUUAUUCUGAUUUGACGAGAGAAUUAUAUGAUGAUAUUGAACAUAUUCGACAUUUAGUAAUAUUCAAUCAACGUAGCCAUGAUUUAUUAAUACAUUUCAUUUUACCGAGACAAGGUGAAAAAGAGACCGAAAUAGGAAAUAAUGAUAUUAAGUUAGUGGUAAAUGCUGUUUGUAAGGAGAACAAACCAAAUUUUGAAGGAUUAGAAUUACAAUUUGUUGCUGACAUGACCAGGACAAUUGGGUAUUGGAUGUGGCAAAGACUGUUUUAA
Molecule: messenger RNA, 9639 nt
Organism: Dentiscutata erythropus
Lineage: Eukaryota; Fungi; Glomeromycota; Glomeromycetes; Diversisporales; Gigasporaceae
Source: the annotation of a GenBank genome assembly